This is a messenger RNA of Laetiporus sulphureus 93-53, 1148 nucleotides long. RefSeq lists its product as uncharacterized. The coding region runs from base 1 to 963 and encodes 320 amino acids. The record is from RefSeq and is a predicted model, not a curated record. The transcript is spliced from 3 exons. NCBI's taxonomy places the organism in Eukaryota, Fungi, Basidiomycota, Agaricomycetes, Polyporales, Laetiporaceae.
AUGGCUGCGAACCAUUUAGACUCCAAGGCUAGUCGCACGCGCGUCCCGGGACGGUCCAAUGAGCGCUCGAUCCAUAUCCUCAAGUACUUCAAGGUCUGUAGGGAAUGCGAGCCGUUGAUCAAGCUGAAGAAGAAGUGUGAGGAAGCGGGGAAUGAGGAUAGUACUUCUUCCUCCCGACCGUAUGAAAAGGCGAAGAGCGAGGGUCAGCGUCAGCGUCGGAAAAACUCGUCUUCUGCACCGGACUGGCGUGCGAAGUCAAACAAGGGUCGCGCUCCGCCUACAGCCGCGGCCAACGUUCCACCCAAGCCCUCUCGGCUGCUCAACAAGGGGAAAGCGACGCCAGCUUCAAACGGCGCGUCCACGUCGAACAAGAAGAAUGGCGAUGCUUCCGAGCCUUCCGAGCCUUUUAGUGCAUCCGACUCUGAGUCCAUAUCUGAUCGUUGCACACCUCCCCCACCCAGAGGUACCAGCAGGCGGCCUCAGCCCCCAUCCCAACCCAAGCGUGUCAUACCCCCUCGCCCUGCUCGUCUCGAGAGGAAGGGCACUCGUGCGAACGCGAAUUCCACUAAUGCUGGAGAAGCUGCCACAGAGGAGGCUCCCAAGGCUAUUCCACUCCGUCCCGCCCGGCUCACGAGGAACAAGGCUCCUGCUGCCCCCGUAGAGGCUCCCAUUGCUGUAGAAGAGCCUCCCAAGGCCAUUCCGCCCCGUCCCACUCGGCUCAUGAAGAACAAAGGUCCUACUCAGGCUGCAGCAGCGACGCCCCAGGCCGAGUGGGAUGCAAAGCGCGAAACAUCGUCUCUGUGGCCGGAGCCCGAUAACGAGGAUCCGUGGGGCUCUGUCCCUCCUCUGCCUGCGAUCUCUGGCCCGAAGGGCGGCAACAAGAAGGGCAAGGGAGGACGCAAGACGUGGGCAGAUGAAGUGGAGGAGGAGGAAGCGCGGAUUUUUGCGCAGGAAGGUUUGUGAGUGUUCACCCUCAUACUCGUGCUCGUGAGUCUGAGAACAGUGCGUGAAUCGCUUUUUGAUUGCUGUCGCCUGGUGGGCUGUAGUUUGUCGUUCCUUUAUCAGUGUAACGCACAAGGAUCAUGGAUAUAGAAGAGGAUAUUGGAUUAUCGUCACCGAAUGUUACUUUUGUACCCUCUGAUUCCUAG